Racocetra persica is the source of this 207-nucleotide messenger RNA. NCBI's taxonomy places the organism in Eukaryota, Fungi, Glomeromycota, Glomeromycetes, Diversisporales, Gigasporaceae. The record is from the annotation of a GenBank genome assembly.
GGUCUUUAUAUCAUUACUUUGGUUCAAUUGGUCUUAUUACGCGUGGAAGAGAAGAGACAGAUAAGAAAGAAGAUAAAAAUAGCAAGAUCUUUAAAGUAAGAAGAAUUGUAUUAAGUCAAGCAGAGAUGGAGAGUGUCAAACGUCUUCUUCACAACUUGCCACCAGUUCCAAAAAUUCCAAAAAUUCCUGCUACCAACCCCGAAAAUA